CACAAGAUUAACAAAAGCUCAAUAUACUACGUCGCGACUCGACUUCACAACUUUCACGGUUCUUUGUGUUCAUCAUGGCUGGUUCAACGUAUACAUCUGUGUCGGCGGAGACAAUCACGCACAUCAAAUCCCUCUACCACAUCUACCGGCACACUGCAGACCUCGAUCGCAAAGGCCUUUUCUUCUCGCAGAGCUGUAUGCAGAUAUGUCGACCUACACCUUCCUACGCGGCGACUACGCGGGGUGAGAUCGUGCAGUAUCUCAAGGAUGCACAACGGGGUGUUGUACCUGUGCAUAACUUCAGUACUGCCUCCGUCGACACUUCAGAUCCACUGGUCGAGGAUGUCGGUAGUGAGGUGUCUAACGCGACGGAAAAGGGAAGGAGUGUGUAUACGAUUCGUCCUCUUCGUGCAUCCGAGCAUGAGUUUAGCACCAAUGCCGUUACUGCACCUACAGGGCUUACCCCCGACGAACUUGAGAGCAAGGCUAUGAAAGAAGGCUGGGUGGGAAUGCGUGUUGAUUUGUGGGAUGAGGGAGGUGCAGGGGAAGGUAUUCUGGUCAAGGUGCAGUACUGGUGGCGCAAAGAACACGUGGAGAAUGGUGAAGAGGCUGAAGGCGAUGUUGAUGGAUACUGCUGGAGGCAUUGUCUGCAUGAUAUUAUGUACUUGGGUCCAAAAGAUGGGACGGAGGGCGUGGAGAACCUCGAGGUGUUGGAAUAAGAGGUCACUAUCGCUAUUUCAUCUAUGUCCACCCGGUAGCUCGUCUUGGAUGAACCUUGCGCUCGGACGGUAAAGUCUCGAGAACAGGUUAGACGAAGUAUUCCGAAGAUACGGCUCAUCUUGUUGUGGGAGUUGGCUAGCAGACGGUGCCGAAGGAAGCGGAGACGCACAGGGUUUCUGGGGAUGGACUUGCCUAAUUGGUUGCUAGCUCGAGCCUACGAACGUCAUCGUCACUAGUAAUACCAGCAGCAAUAAACAAAAC
Messenger RNA from Dothidotthia symphoricarpi CBS 119687, 981 nucleotides. RefSeq lists its product as uncharacterized. Bases 75 to 719 code for a protein of 214 amino acids. The record is from RefSeq and is a predicted model, not a curated record. The transcript has a single exon. Lineage: Eukaryota; Fungi; Ascomycota; Dothideomycetes; Pleosporales; Dothidotthiaceae.